UUUAGCAGCCCUGGUCCCGUGUAUACAACCUCCACCACCACGUCGCGGUCGUUUACCACCACUACCAUUGUAACGAGCCUCACUACCACUACGCUAACCUCUUACCCAUCGUCAUCGUCAUCGCCAUCACACCAUGAGUUUGGCGUUCGUCGUACGUUUCAUACGGAUAGUGGAAGGAUGCGGCUUCGUUUCGAUGCGUUAGUAGUUGGAAACAAGCUCAGGUAACGUUGUGUCGCGUCAAGUGAACAGUGUACGUUCGGUGCAACGAUUCUCGAUAACGCGACAGAGAACGCAAACGAGUUCGCGCGAGCAAAGUACGGUGAGGGACAAUUAAGACCAGGAAUCAUUCGAACAAUUUCCGUGGCGGAGGUGCACGCUGGAUACGUUCCUUGGCAGUGACCGAGAGUGUCCCGGGGUGUAGUGCCGUCUGAAUAACUGUCUUCAGAAUUCUCUGCGUUAUCAUGGAGCCACCGAAAAAAGAGAAGAAACACAAGGAGAAAAGAAGGAGUAACGAGAAGAGGAAGGAGAAGUCCCGAGAUGCCGCGCGGUACCGUCGCAGCAAGGAGACGGACAUAUUCACGGAAUUGGCGACCGCGCUUCCGCUCUCCCAGGACCAGGCCGCGCACUUGGACAAAGCUAGCGUGAUGAGGCUAGCCAUCGCUUAUCUGAAAGUGCGCUCGGUUGUCCAGUCCAUGCCAGCUCCACUGGCCAAGUCCGAGACAUCGACCCAGAUGGACAAGCUGUUCUCCGAGGCGCUGAACGGUUUCAUGCUGGUGCUGUCCAGCGAUGGGAACAUGGUCUAUCUUUCGGAGAACGUGAGCGACUACCUGGGCAUUUCGCAGAUGGACAUGAUGGGUCAGAGCGUGUACGAGUACAGUCAUCCGUGCGAUCACGACGAGCUGCGCGAGUGCCUCUCCUCAAAGCCGCUGGAGAGCAACGAGAAGCGUUGCUGCAGCUUCUUCCUGCGGCUCAAGUGCACGCUGACCAGCAAAGGGAGGAAGGUGAACUUGAAGAGCGCUUCGUACAAGGUGAUCCACUGCACCGGCAGAUUGACGUACAUUCGCGAGCCCGUGCAGCACACGCCGGAUACCGACGAGAAGGAUCGCAAGAGCGAGGAAGACGAAGGCGAGCACGACACUGGCGCCUCAUUGGUGCUCGUCGGAUGCCCCAUUCCGCAUCCCAGUAACAUAGAAAUCCCUCUGGGCCGCCACACCUUCCUCUCGAAGCACACCCUCAGCAUGAAGUUCACCUACGCCGACGAAAAGUUGGCCGAGUAUCUUGGCUGGAAGAGCGAGGAGCUGAUGGGGCAGUCUGUUUUCGAGUUCUAUCACGCCCUCGACAAUCUGGCCCUGGACAAAUCUUUUAAAUCACUGUUCAGCAAGGGUCAGUGCGAGACCGUGGCGUACAGAUUCCUCGGCAAACGCGGAGGAUACGCUUGGGUGGUGACCCAAGCCACGCUGAUCCACUGCACCAAGCAACAGAAACCGCUGUCCGUCGUCUGCGUGAAUUACAUCUUAAGCGGCGUGGAGCGCGAGGAUGAGGUGUACAGCGCGCGUCAACUGGCAGCACGUGACACCGAGAAGAGUCUCGUGAAGCCGGAGAAGAAGAAGCUGCUGCCGAGCGUCUGCGAAGCAGCCGUGCAGCCGGCCACGAAGCUCCGGCUCCAGGUGCAGGUGACCGAGACUGGAAAUCUCGAGGAGCCCGCGGUCGACCCGCCGAAGCCGAAGAACGCGCAGCAGCAGCAGCAGCAGCGGCAGGAUCACCGGGAAUCGGUGGACAGGGCGAAACCGUUGGCAGUCACGACCUCGACGUUCCGCGCGGCGGGCCAGGGCGUGAAAAAGGAGCCGGCAGGGCUCCGGGACGGCUCGCGGAAGGAUAACACCUUCCCGAGACCGGUCCGCGACGCAGAGAAAUCGUUCGUCGGCGUGCAAGCGCUCAAGGAGUCGCUCGAGGAGUCGCUCAAGGAGAACGACCAGCCGAAACGGAAGAAGAUCAAUCCGCGACCGACCAAUCGUCCUCCGUUCAUCUUCCAGGGCAAGCCCGCGUUGGAAUACGAUCCGGAGAGCACAGUCCGUCGCGAGCGGCCACAGGCCGUCACCAGACAAUUGUUCGUGCCGAUCUCGCCGCAGCAACAGCAACAGCAGCAACAGGAACAGAUCACUUGCAGACCACCGCCCCAGACUGCGACAGCCAGCAUUUUCGCGCCUCGUACCAAGGACAUGAACAAGGGCUUCUUGACAUUUAGCGAGGAUCAUCCAGGUCUUACCAUGUUGAAGGACGAACCGGAGGACUUGACGCAUCUGGCGCCCACACCCGGCGACGUGUGCGUGCCCCUCGAAGACACGCCUUUCCUCUCCGACAUGCUCGACGAGUUCAUCCUCGGCAACGACAACUAUUGCCCUCUCCUGAGCCCCAGCGCCGGCCUCGCCACGGAACUACGCUCGACGGAUUUCGGCGACCCGCUGAAGGACACCGACCUCGGGGACACCUCGAGGAACAAGGGCCUCGGAGAGUCGCUGGCCGACAGCGACCCGUUCAUGUACGGCGACUCGCCGAGCAGCCCGUGCAGCAUCGAUCCGAACUCCGUCUCGCCGUCCCUCGUUAAAUACCGUCAACAGAGCCCAGAACGAAGUAUGGAUUCCCUGGGCAGCCCGACGGGCGGCAGCGGCGCGGAAGGCCUCUCCGAAGACGAGAUGCUGAUGCUGGGCCUGAGCGACAGCAUAGCGGACGACGAGCUGGCGCUGAGGGCUCCUUACAUACCCAUGUCGGACCAAGACGAAGCUCUGGACCUCUUGAUCAGCGACGACAUGGUGAUGUGGAGUCCACCGCAGACCACGGAGAAGAACUGUCCAAAAUGGAUGCUAGACGAAAAGGAGCAACGAAUGACCGACUCGAGUUUAGCACAGCUCCUGAAGACGGACCAGGUAGUCUCUAGAAAAUACAACGACCACGGUGGCGGUCUGGUGAACCCGGUUCAAGUCCUCGGUCAGAUACCGAGGAAAAGUGCCAGCCUGGACGCGAGCCACUGGUCCUCGAAGCUGGACAGACCCAGCAAACGCAUACACACUGCCUCGCUAGACACGGGUACCGAGAACAAACGCCUGAAGUGCGACGAGUCGAGUCGCCGCGGCAGUCCCCUGAGCCUGGAGGACCACUUGCUGGGCAAGCAGCACCAGCAGUCGCCGAGGAAGCCGGCGAACAUGAACGGCAGCCAGCUGCUCCGUCGGCUGGUGUCCCAGCAGACGGUCCAGCGGAGCAGCGGCAGCUACAACGGCGAGUCGUACACGAACAGUCCCCGGCGGGGCGAGAACCCGGGCCGGAUGCAGAGGGACUUGGAGAUGGACGAGGCCGAGGGGGACAGCGGAGGCGGCGGAAACGAGGACGGGGGAGGCAGCGGGACGCGGCUCCCGCCCGAGCGGACGAGCCCCGGGUGCAGCAGCGUGCUGAUGAACCUGCUGGUGUCCGGCUGCGACGACAAUUUGAUGGAGUCCCGCAACGUGCCGACGGCGCUGCCGAAGAGCCUGACGAUGCCGUUGUCCGUCAACCUGGAGAACCAAAUGGUGCCUCAGUGCCCUCCGUCCGGAGGAUCGACAGGGUCGUACGACGAUCUGAGUCCGGACCCGGGCAAGCAGCUGUCCGGCUCGUUCAUCGGCGAAGGACCACUCGUGUCGCCCUCCUCGUCGAUGAUCAACUUCGAGAACUACGAUUACGAUCCGAGCUUGACGAGUAGCGGCCUGCUGCAGGUGCAGCCGGACCUCUUCGGGACCCUCUUGGAUCGGGAUCUCGUUUAAACAACAAGAAGGAUACAAUACCGAGCGCGUGAUAUGAUACAUAGUAGACUGCGUUUGACAUUCAAACUAUCGGACCGUCGAUGAGAUCGGUAAGCUUUCUUUGAGGAACUACGAGUCACCUUUGACAAGAGAACCUAAACAGAUCGAUUCGUUCAGCGCUGGAACUAUUGGAUGGGAAUCGGCGAUUUUUCUUUUAGAAUUAUUGGACAGAUAGCUUCUUUGAGAAACGAUUAAAGAAAUUCGAGAAUACCUAAAUUGAUGUGGUUAUAGAGUCUAGAGAAGGAAUUCAAAGGUCAGUUCAAGUGCUCGGUAGUUCUAGGGUUGAUUCUCAGCGAUCUUAGAUCCUGACAGCUGCUAAGCAGAGAACUCGGAAUCCGAGACAAUUUGUCCGAUAGUUUAAGAUGCUCGAAUGGACCUAAUGAAAGCCUAGACGAUCCGGGCGGGUCCGCAGGCGUUGAUAUUUUUCCACUGAUCAAUCCCGCACACGUUUCGAUCCGAGAACACGGUGGACCAAGACGGUCCGUCAUCACGCGAGAAAGUGCCAAUGCAUUUCUUUUAGGGAGCCCUAGUUGUUAAGUGGUCACCGCUGGAAGACGGUCUCCAACGCGGCAGUUAGAUAUCGUUUAGAGAAUUUUGUUGUUGUUAGACUGCGAAUGUUUAUGCGAACGUACGGAAAAGAAAUUGAAUUCCUUCGCUCGAUUCAGAGGUCGCAUAAAGAUCCGCAGACUUCGAUCAUCAGCGAUCGUAUUUCGUUUGGAAGUGGUCCGACGGGACCGAGAAUAUUGGAAUCUUCCAAAGCCAAUGAGACGCGUUGCCAAACGGAAUCGUGCUGUUGCUCGAAUCAGCUGCGAUUAGCGCGUUCGCUAUCGCGCAUUUGUCAACCGUAUCAGUUUCGAGUUUAGAAAAUGAAACUAGUUUAGCCGGAAUCACUAGAUUAUACUCUAGGCUCUUGUUUGUUAUGCGCCCCGGAUAUUUUGUGAAAAUACCGUCAGGCGUAACCGACGUGAAUCGGCAGUAGCGAACGCGUUAGCGAACCAAUAGCAGAGGUACGAUUUCAUUGAAGCGCCGUUUCGCGAGCGGACAGCGAGCGCAUUUAACGCGGCGGCCGCGCGUUUUCUCGGCGGCAGAAGGAUCGGUGUAAAUUCUAAUUGAUAAGCGGAGAGAGACGCGCGGCGCCGACGAUUCCCGCGUUGCGGCCGACCGACGCGGCGGCCACGGACGAAACCAAGCCGCGUCGCAACAGAUUGCGAUCCGUCGCGUGCCUCGUCGUCAUUGUUACUGUUUUUAUAGUUUUUAAACGAGACCAAUCCCCGAUUAUCAGUUGUUACUAUAUAGAUUAUCGCGAUUAUCGUUCUUUCCGCGUGCCCCCGCCGAGGAACAUGUGCCCGUGUUCCGAUGGGCGUGCGCGCAUUAUAUAAAUAUGAAUAUUUUUAAUAUCACUUACCGAUACAGUCACUGUAAGAGCAUACUAAUUUUAUGAAUUUUACUAUCGUCUUGUAUUUUUAUUCACGUAACAUCCACGAGACCAUUGCUAAUUAAUCUCUCCUUGUAUUACACUGCCGGUAUAGAGCGAUGAAUACCGCGUGAAAGUGAAUUAUGAGAUAACAAAUAAAUAGAAUUUCUACUGUACGUCGGUGUUUUAAUCGGUGACGCUUGGACGAUCGCGUUUUUAACUCUUUAUAUACCUAUUUUUGUACUCCAUAAACGCACGAAGAGAAAGUCAGUCUUUUGAAUAAUAGUUUAAUUUGAAUAAUAGAAAGUUUCUUUAAUAAUAGUCUCGUAAGAGAUCAUUGAUUUUUUAAUGACUGUUGAAUAACCGUUGGUAGGUAACGUCGAGUGUCCAUUUGCCAAUAAGCGAUCCAUUGUUCUUUCAACGAAACGACUGUACAAACCAAAUGAAACCAAUAGAAAGUAACUGGUACAAUUUAUACAAAAUUUGAAAUAUUUGUAGCGCACUAAGGAAUAUGAGACAUAAGGUUAGUUGUCUAAGUUUUCAAUGCUCUAUGGAUA
This is a messenger RNA of Nomia melanderi (Alkali bee), 5801 nucleotides long. It is a transcript of the gene sima, whose product is annotated as HIF-1 transcription factor component sima. Lineage: Eukaryota; Metazoa; Arthropoda; Insecta; Hymenoptera; Halictidae. Gene Ontology annotation, molecular function: protein dimerization activity; DNA-binding transcription factor activity, RNA polymerase II-specific; RNA polymerase II transcription regulatory region sequence-specific DNA binding. The record is from RefSeq and is a predicted model, not a curated record. Gene Ontology annotation, biological process: regulation of transcription by RNA polymerase II; cellular response to hypoxia. Gene Ontology annotation, cellular component: transcription regulator complex; nucleus; cytoplasm.